Molecule: messenger RNA, 451 nt
Organism: Camellia sinensis
Lineage: Eukaryota; Viridiplantae; Streptophyta; Magnoliopsida; Ericales; Theaceae
Biological process (GO): activation of GTPase activity
Molecular function (GO): GTPase activator activity
Source: RefSeq, a predicted model, not a curated record
AUGACUGGUGAAAUUUGGGAAGUAGGUUUGGAUGUUAUACGCACCGACGGUGCUCUUGUCUUUUAUGAGAGUGAAGCCAAUCAGACAAAACUUUGGAACAUUCUUGCCAUUUAUGCUUGGGUUGAUAAUUCUAUUGGAUAUGUUCAAGACACCUUUUGGUGUUUUGAGCGGGCAAUGCGCAGAUUGGUACGCAUCUAUUUUCAUUAUCAAAGAGAAAAUUUCAAGUCCAAUGCGCAUUCUAUAGGGGUGCAGUCUCAGUUGAGUACACUUGCAGGAAUAAUGAAAGCUGUUGAUCCAAAGCUUCAUCAACACCUUGGUAUGGCUGAUCCUGCUAGAAGGAAACAAUGAAGCUGGCAGAAUUGUCUGCAAGUGAUAUACUAGAGGGCUUCCGUGGGUCAAAAGAGGUCAGAAAUUUCUUGGAGAGAUGCAAAAUAUGGUCAAAUAAUUCAAG